UUCAGUAAGAGAGGAGCUCAUCUGCAGAAAGGGAAGAGGUGUAUUUUCUGCCCUGGAGAUGAAGUAUCCUACAUGUGUUUACUUAAGUUUAGUGGGUCUCCUGACAGUAGCUGUGAUUCCCCUGUCUUUGGGUGAAAUGUACACGUCGCUGCUGAACGUAAAGCAGGCGAUCAGUGUUGAACGGAAGCUGAUCGAUUACUUGAAAACUUACAUUGACCGUGAGUUAGAGAGACUGGAGGACAUCCAACGCUUUUAUGCCAAAGUUUCAGAACUGCACACUGAACUGUACAAAGGCUCGGGGACUGCAAUGGCAAACCCGCUGGUGGCAUUCACCCUGAUCAAGCGGCUGCAUUCAGAGUGGCUGAAUGUAGUCUACAGCAACGAAGCCCUGGAGAACACACAAGCCCUCAGGUCCAGUUACGAGAAGGAAGAGGCCGAUCUGCCCAAACUAGAAGACCUCCAGGGGGCCGCUAAGGGGCUGAUGAGACUGCAGGAUGUGUAUGCUCUCCAAGUUGCAAGCCUCGUAAGGGGUCGUUUCCAGAGAGUCACGAAUGGCAAGCCUAUUGAUAUCUAUCUGCCUGCAGUAUCUGUCCCACUGUCUGGUGAUGACUGCUUUCUGGUUGGAAAGGUGGCCUAUGAGCAAGACGACUACUACCACUCAGUGCAGUGGUUGGAGGAGUCGGUGCGUCUCUUCCGGGGAACAGGAGGCGAGUGGAGCCCUGAGAAUGAAGGGACUUUGGAAGUUGCUCUGGAUCACCUGGCCUUUUCUCACUUUAAAACAGGAAACGUCUCAUAUGCUCUCAGUCUAUCUCAGGAGUUACUGCAUCACGAUCCAAUGAAUGGAAGAGUUUUGCAGAAUGUUGAGAAAUACGAGAAGCUGCUGGUUACAAGUCCACACAAAUCAAUGAGGGGCAAUGGGCUGAGGAGACCCACCUCCAAAUAUUUAGGCACCAGGGACACUUAUGAGAGACUCUGCCAGACCCAAGGCUCUCAGGUAUACAUCACAAUGAAUCAUUCUGAACACAUACUGU
This is a messenger RNA of Micropterus dolomieu (smallmouth bass), 1031 nucleotides long. RefSeq names its product prolyl 4-hydroxylase subunit alpha-3-like. The annotation marks the transcript as partial. NCBI's taxonomy places the organism in Eukaryota, Metazoa, Chordata, Actinopteri, Centrarchiformes, Centrarchidae. Gene Ontology annotation, molecular function: protein binding; procollagen-proline 4-dioxygenase activity. Gene Ontology annotation, cellular component: endoplasmic reticulum. The transcript has 6 exons. The record is from RefSeq and is a predicted model, not a curated record.